This is a messenger RNA of Malassezia sympodialis ATCC 42132, 2157 nucleotides long. RefSeq lists its product as uncharacterized. The transcript has 2 exons. The coding region runs from base 1 to 2157 and encodes 718 amino acids. NCBI's taxonomy places the organism in Eukaryota, Fungi, Basidiomycota, Malasseziomycetes, Malasseziales, Malasseziaceae. The record is from RefSeq and is a predicted model, not a curated record.
AUGGCGGCCGUGAAGAUUAUUCCUAAGCAAAUGCUCAUUAAUAGCCGCAUGAGCCUCCGCGAUCUCAGUGCAAAGCAGGAUAAGCUUACGCUGGGCAUCGAGCGUGAGAUCGUGAUCAUGAAGCUCAUUGAGCACCCGAAUCUGCUGGGCCUCUGGGAUGUGUAUGAGACGAGUAAGGAGCUUUUCCUGGUCAUGGAGUAUGUGGCUGGUGGCGAGCUCUUUGACUUCUUGGUGGCCCGGGGCCGACUGCCUGCGGACGAGGCGCGCAUGUACUUCCGCCAGAUUAUCUUUGGUGUGGACUAUUGCCAUACAUUCAGCAUUUGUCACCGUGAUCUGAAGCCCGAGAACCUUCUCCUUGACGGCACUAGGACCACGGUCAAGAUUGCUGACUUUGGCAUGGCUGCUCUGCAAACAACUGAGAAGAUGUUGGAAACCAGCUGUGGCAGUCCCCACUAUGCAUCGCCUGAAAUUGUCAGUGGCCGGUCCUAUGACGGCACUGCUAGUGAUAUUUGGAGCUGUGGUAUCAUUCUUUUUGCCCUGCUCUGUGGUCGACUGCCCUUUGAUGAUCCUAACAUCCAGAUGCUGUUGGGGAAGGUACGCUCUGGAAAGUUUGCGAUGCCCAAUCAUCUGGAGCCCAGUGUCAGAGACCUCAUUUCACGCAUGCUACAGACAGAUCCACAAAAGCGUGCCACGAUGCGCGAGAUUUGCUCCCACCCUUGGUUCACAGACAAUGGUCGGCUGUCAUCAGAAAACCCUGUGUCGAGGGAAGUCAGCGCUCUUUCAAAUGAGCCUGUGAACCUAGCAGACAUUGACCCGGAUAUCCUCGGCAAUUUGAGCACUCUGUGGCCAGAGUUGUCACACGAACGAAUUAUCCGCCGCCUGCUAGAGCCGGGCCCGAACUGGCAAAAGACCUUUUAUUCAUUGCUUGUAAUCCAUCGUGAUACAUAUGGUACGGACGACGAAGACGAGGACUUGGAGGAGCUCGAUGAAGAUGACAACUUGGCAUUGGAGAAGAAGCGGGAAGAGGAACAGAAGCAUGCGACAUCACCUCCAGUGCCGACGCAGCUGCUGCCGGGGACACUAGCAACCGGUCAGGUCAAUACGAAGCCUGCUUCUCCCAAAGCCUUGCCGCCUAUUGUACCCGCAGCUAUGGGCUCGGCAAUGAUCAACAACAGUCUGGGUCUUGUGAUGGAUGCGCGUAAAACGAGUGGGUCAGCUGCCCGCGAUCUGCCGACUGACCGACAGCCUGGUCCUGUCUCAGCGUCUGUCGUUGACCCGGCCCGUGCUACGUCGGCGUCGGCGUCGGCGUCGCCACCUACAAUGCAUUCACCAGGAGCAAUAAAGACCCAGCCCAAUUCUUCUGCCGUUGUAUCCAUGGUCGAGCAAGCUCCCGCGCCUGCUCCGCCGACUCCGCCGAAAGACAGGUCGGUAUCGUCGGGCCAGGGGAAGACCGCAGCCGCAUGGUUAAUGGAGCAGACGAAGGUUGAACAGAUUCGUGCCGAACGGAUGCGCGCUGAAGUGGCCAAAGUCGAGCAGGCUCUAUCGGAUCAGAAGAAGCAAGAGCAGCUCAAGGCUGAGCAGACCAAGGCUGAACAAGCCAGGGCUGAGCAGGCCAGAGUUGAGCAGGCCAAAGCUGAACAAGCAAGGGUUGAGCAGGCCAAGGCUGAGCAAGCAAGGGUUGAGCAGGCCAAGGCCGAGCAAGCAAGGAUUGAGCAGGCCAAGGCCGAGCAAGCAAGGAUUGAGCAGGCCAAGGCCGAGCAAGCAAGGAUUGAGCAGGCCAAAGCUGAGCAAGCAAGGGUUGAGCAGGCUAAGGCCGAACAAGCAAGGAUUGAGCAGGCCAAGGCUGAACAGGCUAAGGCCGAGCAGGCCAAGGCCGAACAAGCGAGGAUUGAGCAGGCCAAGGCUGAACAGGCCAAGGCCGAGCAGGCCAAGGCCGAACAAGUGAGGAUUGAGCAGGCCAAGGCCGAACAGGCGAAGGUCGAGCAAAUGAAGGCCGAAAAGGCUCGAGCUGAGCAGGCUAGGGCUGAACAGGCUAGGAUUGAGCAGGCCAAGGCCGAACAAGCAAAGGUUGAGCAGGCCAAGGCCGAACAAAUGAAAGCCGAGCAUCCUCAAGCCACCCAGCACCAGGCUGAGCAGGCCAAGUCGGGAAGACGUUAA